UCUCCAUCAACACAUCUCCAAUUCCAUCACUUUCGCUUUACGCAGUCACUCUUUAUCGCUCGUCGCAGCACACACUCUCGUUUCAAUCUUCUUUCUGUUCCAUUUUCACUGUUCCAAUUUUCCAGUACCACCAAAGCCAAUCCUCAGAAAUCUUUCCAUACAUCCAAGAUGCAGAUCCAAGGCUCCACCUCAUCCAUCACCCUUGCCAUCAUCGGCUUCCUGUCCCUCAGUACCGUAACUCUUGCUGCGCCGGCGACCGCCGAGCACGCAUCGCGCGAGGUAUCCGCCAGACAGACUCCCAACGUUCCCAGCGCCAUCAACAUUGGCCUGCGCGAGAACAGCAACCCCGACCACGCCAUGUGGGUAGCGUGGGUGAACGGCGAGGACCCAUGCGAUUCGGGUCGCUACCAGGAAUUGGGCGUGUACAACGACCAAGGCCAGCCCUGCAACAUCCGCUUCUCGUUCCCCAACAAGGACUUCCAGUACAGCAUGCAGGGCUGCGGAGAGCCGGACAACAACAUUUGGUUGAUGCAGAAUGGGAAAGACAACGUCGGCUCUUGCAGAUACGCGCCAGGGAACAACCCCUGCGCUGCCGGCACCACUUUCAAGGGACAGUGGCAGUGUAUUUACAACCAGUAGAAUCACGGAGGGGUGUAACUUGUCAGGAAUAUCUUUUGCUGAAUUCAGGUUGUGGUGGGGAGGUGGAGACACAGGAUGCGAGGUAUAGAUGCAUAGAUGUAUAGGUAGGCGUAUGGGUGUAGUUGAUAUAGCGAGUGUAUACAAUCCGGAA
Molecule: messenger RNA, 790 nt
Organism: Aaosphaeria arxii CBS 175.79
Lineage: Eukaryota; Fungi; Ascomycota; Dothideomycetes; Pleosporales
Exons: 1
Coding region: 169-639 (156 amino acids)
Source: RefSeq, a predicted model, not a curated record